AUGAGCUCUGAAGUUGAAAUUAUAUUGAAGGUGUCGAUGGUGAUAUUGCAAAUGAUUCAGUUCACCAGCGGGUUGCUUUCUGUAUUGAUAAUUGGUCCUGUUGUGGGAUUGGUGUUGUUUGAUUUAUUGAGAUAUGUGUACCGGCUACUCAGCUCUUCUUCUACCACUAAACAAGUUGUUGAACCAGAACCAACUUCCAGAUUCCAACAGUUCAAGAAGACCCCAUUGUACCCAGUGUUGGUCAACGGGGUGCUCUUCACCGCUGGCGUGUGGUUUAUCCAAUCUCCAUUGAUGGAUCUUUUGAACCCUCAGUAA
Messenger RNA from Saccharomycopsis crataegensis, 315 nucleotides. RefSeq names its product Tom6p (gene TOM6). NCBI's taxonomy places the organism in Eukaryota, Fungi, Ascomycota, Saccharomycetes, Ascoideales, Saccharomycopsidaceae. Gene Ontology annotation, biological process: protein import into mitochondrial matrix. Gene Ontology annotation, cellular component: mitochondrial outer membrane translocase complex. The transcript is spliced from 2 exons. The record is from RefSeq and is a predicted model, not a curated record. The coding region runs from base 1 to 315 and encodes 104 amino acids.